Molecule: messenger RNA, 2039 nt
Organism: Daucus carota subsp. sativus
Lineage: Eukaryota; Viridiplantae; Streptophyta; Magnoliopsida; Apiales; Apiaceae
Product: terpene synthase 10
Biological process (GO): diterpenoid biosynthetic process
Molecular function (GO): terpene synthase activity; magnesium ion binding
Source: RefSeq, a predicted model, not a curated record
AAUGCCUCCAUGCAGCAUCACAUACAGUCACAGUUCAUAGUUUACUCACUAUAGAAUAAUGGCAGCUAUAUUUUCAGUUUCUUCUCUGAUCAACUUUCAGAGAGUUACCCCAUGCAAGCCUAAAGCGGUGACGGCCUACAGGUCUGUCAUCAAAUCCGUCGCUGGAAAAGUAAAGGUUCCAGCUCCCCCAAAGCCUACUGUAAUUAGGAGAUCGGGGAACUACAAACCUUGCCUGUGGGACAACAAUUUCUUCCAGUCUAUGAAAACUGAAUACACUGGUGAAGCAAUUGAUGCACGAGCUUCUGAGUUGAAAGAAGAGGUGAGAAUGAUAUUCAAAAAUGUGGCCGAGCCGUUAGAUCAGCUUGAGCUCAUUGAUCAGUUGCAGAGAGUUGGAUUGGACUACCAUUUUCAGGAUGAAAUUAAACAUGCCUUAAAGAGCAUACAACAUAAUGGUCAGAAUAGUGAGACUACUUCUGAUAAGAACUUGCAUGCUACUGCUCUUGAAUUCAGGCUUCUUAGACAGCAUGGGCAUUAUAUAUCCUCGGAGGGCUUUAACAAAUUUACCCAAAAUGGGAUCUUUGAUGAAAGUAUUCAUUCAGAUGUCCAAGGACUGUUAAGUUUGUAUGAGGCCUCAUAUUUUUCUGUGGAAGGAGAGUCCCUCAUGGAGGAGGCUUCGUUGUUAACAAGUAGAUUACUUAAAGAGUGCCUCGAAAAUACCAUGGAUUCGGAUCUCGAGAUGCAAGUGAGACAUGCUUUACAUCUUCCACUACAAUGGAGUGUCCCUGCAUUUGAUGUAAGGUGGUACAUAAAUUUGUAUCAAAGAAGUGGUGUCAUGAUCCCAGCAAUUCUGGAAUUUGCAAAGUUAGACUUUAACAUCAGGCAAGCGUUGUACCAAGAAGAGCUCAAGGAAUUGUCGAGCUGGUGGACUAGAUUAGACAUGGGAAAGAAACUUCCCUUUGCCAGAGAUAGGCUGGUGGCAUCUUAUCUGUGGGGUAUGGUGGCUUCAAGCGACCCUCAACAUAGAUCUUGCAGAGAAGCGAUGGCCAAAUCAGUGGAGCUGAUUGGUGUUUAUGAUGAUGUUUAUGAUGUUUAUGGUACACUGGAAGAGCUUGAACUCUUUACAAAUGUGGUCCAGAGGUGGGAUAUAAAUGCAAUGAAAGAGCUUCCGGACUACAUGAAGUUGUGCUUCUUGUCAUGGUACAACUUUGUCAAUGAAACAUCCUAUGACAUCCUCAGGGACCAUAACAUUGAUAUUUUACCCCACCAAAGAAAAUGGAUCAAUGAUUUAUUCAAGCGUUACUUGGUGGAGGCGCGGUGGUAUAACAGUCGAUACCAGCCAACACUAGAGGAGUACUUGGGGAAUACAUUUGUGACAGUAGCAGGCCCCAUUGUAGCUCUAUACGCCUACAUCUAUACAGCAAAUCCGAUCAAGAAAGAAGAACUAGAGUUCAUAGAGAACUUUUCUGAUAUUAUACGCUUGGCCUAUGAAAUUUUUCGGAUAAGUGAUGAUUAUGGAACUUCUGCGCCUGAGCAAGCGAGAGGAGAUGUUCCGUCCUCAGUAUAGUGCUACAUGUCGGAUGCUGGUGUUUCAGAAGAAGUUUCCCGCGAGCACAUGAUGGAUUUGAUGAGGAAGAAAUGGUCGCAAAUAAAUAAGCUCAGAUUUUCCGAAGAGUACAAUAAUCCUUUAUCGUGGCGUUAUGUGGAUAUCAUGCUGAAUGUGACGCGAAUAGCCCAUUAUUUGUAUAAUGCUGGAGAGGACAACUAUGGUGUCGAAGAUGGUUUAGUCAAGGCUACUCUGUAUUCCCUUAUCGUUGAGCCCAUCCCUCUCUGAAAAAUCAUAACUCUGCGUAUGUUAAUUUUGUCUUGGUGUUUGCUUUGGUGUGCCUUCAAGAAAACACCAUUAAUAAGUUUGUAUGAACGACGUAUGUGAGUUUUAAGGGAAGAGCUUCAUAUUGUAUCCUGCACUCUUUUCCAUAUAAAUUGUCUUUGGCUUUCUUGACAGAGCAAUCAAGUCUAAUAAAAUUUAACAUUUUAACUAC